GUCGAGCCUCCAUAUUGCAAAGGAUAAGGAAGUCAAGUUCAAGUCUUGAUUUUGGGAUACGUUCGAACCAUCAAAUUCCCGCUUCCGUACCUUAAGCGGUAAAUAACGGUUGAUCAUCGCGCUUAACUCUGUUUCCUCGGAGUCAUCGAUAAAACUGGGUCUCUUAAUUUCUUCCAUUCACCGUGUAAGAGGGCGCAGCUGUUGGUGUAAUUGCCCAUUUUUCAAUUUGGCAUGCACAUCAUACCUUCGGAAAGUCUAUGUCCAAUCGACUAGAGAGAAUUUGCGCCUGCGGUGGUAUAAGUAAUACUAUUUAAUAGCGUCGUUGCAUUUAUAUACAUGGCUCGGAUUGUUUCUGCAGCGUGUCUUAUUUCAUGAAAUUAAUCGAAGUUUCUUGGAACGUGGGAUCACGAUUAAUCUACUAACUUUCACGAAUUAUUCAUACAAUUAUGAGGCGAAAAAGUGAGAGGAACAAGGCCAAGGGCUCCCCGGAGAAGAAAGUAGAGAAGCCAACGAGAAGGACGACUCGUCGAAGAGGUAAAGCAUCGCCGUCUACGUCGCCAGAAAGAGAGAACGUAGAUGAGAAUGUUUCGAGCACUCCAUUUUCGGAUGACGAUAAGGAAUUACGACUUCAAUCUGAACAACAGGGCAACGAUCGUGAAGAGUUGAGAAAGGAUGUUAUAUCCAGUGAGCUUAUCAAGUCUGUACUUGGAGAAGGCGAAGAGGAUAAUGGAUCGGUGUGGAAGGUAGCAAGAGCGGAUGCAUCGCCUGGAGAAAUACAGAAGCUGAAACUCUGUAGACAGCGUAAUAUUUCUGAAGCAUCAGACAGUUCUAUAAGUAAAACUAAAUCACACAAGUGGCCAGAUAGUGAUGAAGGAGGCGCGGAAGAGGCUGACUCAGCCGAUGAGCAAAUAUCGUCUUCUCGAAAGACGACUAUUGGCAAACAGGUUGACGAUCCCUCUUCUUCGCACCCAGGUCAGGACUCCAACGAAGAGGUAAGUGAUUACAAGGAGAACCUGCCUGAAAUCACUUCAGCCAACUUGUCUGAUGAUAAAACAAACAUAGAUCAGCUAGCAGAUUUCAAGGAGAACCUGUCUGAAACUACUGCAACAAAAUUGUCUGAGCCACCAAACAAUGAGGAUAAUAAGUCAUCAAGCCCUUCCACAAAUCUACCUAGUGAUAAUUCUCAUUCGAGUCAAUCGCUAGAUUGCAGGGAAAAUGUUGCAGAACUUACUUCAGGAAAAUUGCUCAAUGAUCAACAAAACGAAGAUUAUCCAGAAAACUCAAGUACACCAGGAUUAAAUUCAAUUAGCAAAAAGUCUCAUCAGCUUAUUGGUUCUAAUGCUAAUCCAAGUAUAAACGAUGAACAUUCUAAUAAAGUAAUUCCUGCGGAUAAGAAUGUUAAAAUAAAUCAAGAAGCAAUUACUGAUGAAUCGACUGCAUCUUGCGGAGAUCGUACUGUAGAGAACGUAAUACCCGUAUCGAAUGAACUUUUGAAACAAGAGAGUACUCUGUUGAAAGAAAAAAAAACGGAGAAUAUAUUAAUUAGUAAUAAAACUGUUGCUACCGAUAAUGUAGAUAUUAAAAGAAAUUCAAGAAAUGAAGAGGAAGAAGAAGAAGGAGAGAUAAGAGAAGAUGUAGAAAAAGAACCAAGUUCUAAAGUUGAUUCAUCAGACACACAAGACACUCAGAUUAAAUAUCGUGAGUCAUCGCAUUCAGAUACUCCCGAAUCAAACGACGAAUCAAAUAAAAUAAAGAAAAAAGGAGCUCAAAAAAAAGAGGUUGAAAAGGAUACUUCUAAAGCAGAGGGAGGUAAAAGAAAAGGCAGGAAAGAAAAGAAAAGUGAGAAACAAAAGACUACAACAACCGAAGUAGACAAGAAUUCGGUAUCUGCUAAUGCAGAAUCAGAAAUUGAGUUAUCCGAAUGCAAUAUAGAGAAAGAUGAUAUUCUUGAAAUCAGUGAAAAAUCGGACGAAUUAAACGUAAACUUAUCUACUUCAAAACCAAUAAAAGUUAGUUUGAAGAGGUCAUUCUCUACUAGAUUAUCAACGGAUUCAGAAACAAAGAAAGAAGAAAAUUUGAACAAAAAACCGAUUUCAAAGGAGUCUAAUCAAAAUAAGGAAAAUCAUGCUGAUAACGAACAACCUGAUCAGAAAAGUUCUACAAAAAGGCGUCGCUGGGGUAUGACAACGUCCACUGACAUUGCACCAGCAUUUUCCAUUUCAACAGACUCUCUAAAGGCUUUGGUACCAGGUGCAAAGCCUCUAUCUGUAAAUGAAGUACGACUUAAUAAAGAUGAGGAUGAUGAAAGAGAAAGUCGAAAAAGUAAAUCUGAAAAUUCUGGAGAUCACAAGUCGAAAUAUGAUACAGUUUCAAAAAUUGAUAUUAACAAAAAGGGAGAUUCAAAAAUUGAUAAUCACAUAACAUCAAGACGAAAGAUAACGGUCGUUAAAGAAACUCCACGUCCGAAAUCACCAAGCCCACCUGAAGCUCAAGCAACAAAUAUUCUAUUAAUAAGAAAUUUGGUACGUCCCUUUACCCUAAAUCAAAUCAAAGAGCUUCUGUCACGUACGGGCACAAUUGUAGAAAAUGGAUUUUGGAUGGAUAGAAUAAAAUCUAAAUGCUUUGUAGAGUAUGCUAACGAAGAUCAAGCUUUCGAAACAAGACAGGCAUUGCAUGGCGUUUCUUGGCCAUUAUCAAACCCAAAGAAACUUAUUGUAGACUAUGCUACAAAGGAAGAUAUGAAUACAACCCGAGAAACUUCGUCGAAAGAUCAACCGGUUGCAAGGAAAGUAGAACCGACACCUUCCGGUGAUGUGUGGAAACGAUUUCAUUGGUCACGCGACGAAGGAAAUAAUGUAGUAAAUAAGAUUACGGUUAUACGCGAAUGGGAUCUGGGUAAAGAAGAUGGACAGAUGCAUGUUAAAGAAAAAGAACGAGAGAAGAAGGAAUUCGAAAAGAAAAAGAGGCAAAGAAGUAGGAGUCCAAUACUUGAAGCUCAUCUUCCAGCGCCAGCGCGAAAAUUUAAGAAGAAAGAAGAAGAACCUCCAACAGCAAAGCUUCUAGACGAUCUUUUCAGAAAAACUAAGGCUAUCCCGUGCAUAUAUUGGCUGCCAUUAACCAAUGAACAGAUUAUUGUAAAAGAAGAAAUGAGGAGACAGCACAUGGCUGAACAUGCGCGCAGAUUGGAAGAAAUGAGACGUGCCGAACGAAAUCGGGACACGCGUCGUCGUCGUAGUCCCAGAAAAUAAUUUUUUAACAGAAUCCAAAGGACAAAACUUUCCUAUCCUCCUCUCUCUUUCUCUCUCUUUUUUUUUUUUUUUUUUUUUUUUUUUUUUUG
Molecule: messenger RNA, 3337 nt
Organism: Ceratosolen solmsi marchali
Lineage: Eukaryota; Metazoa; Arthropoda; Insecta; Hymenoptera; Agaonidae
Gene: Acn
Product: apoptotic chromatin condensation inducer acinus
Exons: 10
Coding region: 447-3248 (933 amino acids)
Biological process (GO): RNA splicing
Cellular component (GO): precatalytic spliceosome; ASAP complex
Molecular function (GO): RNA binding
Source: RefSeq, a predicted model, not a curated record